AUCUUGCCGUACUCAGUCGUGACACAUAAUUUUUCAAAGUUGCGAUGGCAACAGACUGAGGAUUCAAGGAACCCGACAACGCUUUCGCGCAGUUGUUGCGCGUAGUCUACUCAACCAAACUCACCUCAAUCUCUAAAGGUUUUGAGGACGGUUGUUUGUGGGGUUGUUGGGGGUGACAUUUUAAAAGGGUGUGAGAAACAGGGGAGAGAUGAGUGACAAUUUGAUGGAUAAAGUCAGCGCCUUGGGGGAGCGCCUGAAAAUUGGUGGGUCUGAGGUGGGUCGAAGGAUGAGCGAAGGCAUGAGUUCUGUGAGCUUCAAGAUGAGGGAAUUUUUUCAGGGUCCAAGCGAGACUGAUAAGCUUGUUGAGGAUGCCACCUCUGAGGCCCUUGAUGAGCCCGAUUGGGCUAUGAAUCUUGAGCUUUGCGAUUCGAUCAAUCAUGAGCAGGUCAACAGUGUGGAAUUGAUUCGUUCAAUCAAGAGACGGAUCGCAAUUAAAAGUCCUAAGGUUCAGUACCUGGCAUUGGUUUUGCUUGAAACAUGCGUUAAAAAUUGUGAGAGGGCCUUCUCAGAAGUGGCAGCGGAGAGAGUCCUUGAUGAGAUGGUCAGGCUGAUUGAUGAUCCUCAGACUGUUGUGAAUAACCGGAACAAGGCCCUAACACUCAUUGAGGCAUGGGGAGAGUCAACCAGUGAGCUUCGUUAUUUGCCGGUAUAUGAAGAGACGUACAAGAGUUUGAAGUCAAGAGGUAUUCGAUUCCCAGGUCGUGAUGAUGAGAGUUUGGCCCCUAUUUUUACUCCUCCUCGUUCAGUAACUGCUUCAGAAGUUCAUGUCGAUCAUCCAGUACAUGUUCAGCAUGAUAUUCCUAGGCAGAGUUUUACACCUGAGCAAACAAAGGAGGUUUUCAAUGUUGCAAGAAAUAGCAUUGAACUUCUUUCUACUGUUUUGUCUUCAUCACCUCAACAGGAUGUUCUACAGGAUGAUUUGACAGCAACUCUUGUACAACAGUGUCGUCAGUCUCAAUAUAUCGUACAGAGAAUUGUGGAGACUGCUGGAGAUGACGAGGCACUUCUUUUUGAGGCCUUGAAUGUUAAUGAUGACAUCCAGAAGGUUCUCACCAAGUAUGAAGAGUUGAAUAAGCCUGCUGCUGCUGCUCCUCCUCUUAGGCAGGAACCUGCUAUGAUACCGGUCGCCAUUGAGCCAGACGAGUCACCUCUUAAUACUCAAGAAGAUGCAUUGGUUAGAAAACCAGCUAGCUCGAAAGUUGGUCAUGGAGGCAACAAUGAUGAUAUGAUGGAUGAUCUUGAUGAGAUGAUAUUUGGCAAGAAGGGUGGGGAUGCAUCAUCAAAUGGAGGGCAAGAUCCAAAGAAGCAGCAGUCAUCAAAAGAUGAUGAUCUCAUUUCAUUCUAAUCUGCCCUGACUAUAAACCCUAAUUAUAGUAUACAUUUAACUUUCAUUUCAUGGCUGGCUGCAAAUUAUGUUUCUGUGUUGGUUGUGAAUCUCCAUCAGAUUGCUUGUUCCUUUAUUUUUUGCGCAUGUGUGCGUGCAAUUUAUGAUUUUAUUUCAGUAUAUAAGUUCUAGACAAGGUAUAGAUGGGAGACCAAUUUUAGUGAGUUGUUCUUCAUAUGUUUGCUUUAUGAUCUGUUUGACUGCUACUUUGAUGGCUAAAUUUCUCAUUCAUGGUGCUUUUAUUAA
Molecule: messenger RNA, 1690 nt
Organism: Prosopis cineraria
Lineage: Eukaryota; Viridiplantae; Streptophyta; Magnoliopsida; Fabales; Fabaceae
Product: TOM1-like protein 1
Exons: 4
Coding region: 209-1405 (398 amino acids)
Biological process (GO): protein transport to vacuole involved in ubiquitin-dependent protein catabolic process via the multivesicular body sorting pathway
Molecular function (GO): ubiquitin binding; phosphatidylinositol binding
Source: RefSeq, a predicted model, not a curated record